UUUUGAAAAACAGAAUUAUCAUGAUCGAUGAUUAUCAAUCAUUCUUGUCAUCAAUCACCUUGGAAUUUAAUAAAAUAUUUUAUAUUUCGACGUAAUAAUAUUGCCUCAAUGAAUACGACGGUCAAACGUAAAACAUUGGAAGAUUGUGAUGAUAAUAAUGGUGAUGGUGUUGAUACCGAAAUCGUUCCCAAAGAGCCGACAUCCGAAAUUCAACCAAAAAUUGAUAACCAUCAACAACGUCCAGUUUCUAAAAAAUCACGAACAGCUAAAAUCGAUCUACCAAAAGAAUCAUUAGAUGUUUCCAAUUAUUAUAUUGAAAAUGGUAAUCGAAAAGUUUAUCCAUAUUAUUAUACCUAUCAUUCAUAUUGUAAAGGCCGAUGGUUAGGUAAAACAUUAGGUGAUUUAUUUGCCGAUGAAUUUCGUCGUUUAACGCCGGAAAUUUUAACGAAAAAAAUCGAAAAAGGUUUACUAAAAGUAAAUGGACAACCAGUAUCAUUAGAUUAUCAAUUAAAAGAUAAUGAUUUUAUAACACAUCGUAUUCAUCGUCAUGAAUUUCCAGUUUUAGCUGCACCAAUACCAAUCAUACAUUCAGAUGAACAAUUAUUAGUGAUUGAUAAACCACCAUCAUUACCUGUUCAUGCAUGUGGAAAAUUUCGUUUAAAUUCAAUCAUAUCCGUACUGGAAAAAGAGAAUAAAAUUCAAGAUCUGCAUCUUCUUCAUCGAUUAGAUCGAUUAACAUCGGGUAUUAUGAUAAUAGCACGUACAAAAGCUUGUGCACAAAAAUUACAUGAACAAAUGAGAAAUCGUGAAAUGCAUAAAGAAUAUCUUUGUCGUGUGGAGGGUUAUUUUCCAGAUGGUACAAUUGAAUGUGAUCAACCAAUCGAAACAUUAGAUCAUAAAAUUGGUAUUUGUAUAGUAUCAACGAAUGGUAAACCAAGUCAAACAAAAUUUCAACGAUUAAAUUAUAAUGGUAAAAGUUCAACAGUUCUGGCACAACCAUUAACCGGCCGAAUGCAUCAAAUUCGGGUUCAUCUACAAUAUCUUGGCUAUCCAAUUGUUAAUGAUAAUUUUUAUAAUAAUACCGUGGUAUUUGGACGAAAAAAAGGUUGCCAAGGUGAUAUGGAUGGAAAAACAAGGGAACAAAUUCUUCAAGAUUUAGAAUCCGAACAUUCAAAAUCUAUUUAUUACGUUGAUAAUGAUGAUAAUCAAUCGGAAGAUCAAAAUCAACAACAACAAAAACAAGACAGAAUUAAUGACGAACGUAAUAAGUAUGCAUUGAAAGCAUUGGAACAUUAUACAUCACAACCAAUAUGGAAUGAUUUAAAAAUUAAUUACCAAUUUGAUGCUGAAAAAUAUAUAAAAGAUCCAGAUUGUAAUGAAUGUCGUAACGAAAUGAUUGAUCCAGUUGCCUAUGAACAAUUAAUCUAUUUACAUGCAUUAAAAUAUCAAGGUAAAGAUUGGUCAUUUGAAACACAGAUACCUGUUUGGGCUAAAGAUACAUGGACAUAUGAUUGAUUGUUUGAUUAAUUAAUUGUAAAAUUUAAAUAAAUUUUUAUAAUUUUUUGUUUCCAAAAUCUGUU
Molecule: messenger RNA, 1580 nt
Organism: Dermatophagoides pteronyssinus (European house dust mite)
Lineage: Eukaryota; Metazoa; Arthropoda; Arachnida; Sarcoptiformes; Pyroglyphidae
Gene: RluA-2
Product: RluA pseudouridine synthase 2
Biological process (GO): enzyme-directed rRNA pseudouridine synthesis
Molecular function (GO): pseudouridine synthase activity; RNA binding
Source: RefSeq, a predicted model, not a curated record